Chelmon rostratus (copperband butterflyfish) is the source of this 3556-nucleotide messenger RNA. It is a transcript of the gene hapstr1a, whose product is annotated as chromosome 17 C16orf72 homolog. The transcript is spliced from 5 exons. Lineage: Eukaryota; Metazoa; Chordata; Actinopteri; Chaetodontiformes; Chaetodontidae. Bases 198 to 1067 code for a protein of 289 amino acids. The record is from RefSeq and is a predicted model, not a curated record.
GUUGGCAACCUGGAAAAAUAGUUAGUCAAUCUUAUCUUCACAGAUAGUAGCAAGAGGAAGCAGCGUUAUAUUGUAGUGCGAAAUAGUGAAACGCUAGCAGUAUACAUGAUUUUGUUCACAUAAUCCUUCAUACAGUGUUCAGAUAUUAAUCAUUUAACACAUUAAGGGCGCAUUUUCAUCGAAUUUUGGUGCAUUAAAUGGAGGAGAAGAAGGAAGACGGAGACUCGGAGAUACAGGAACACGGACCCGAGCACUGGUUCUCAAAAUGGGAGCGGCAGUGCUUGGCCGAAGCGGAGCAAAGGGAGCCGAGCGAGGAGGAGGCCGACAACGACCAGGAUAAACUGUGGCAUCUCUUCCAGAACUCCGCCACUGCCGUGGCACAGUUGUACAAAGACAGAGUAUGCCAUCAGCAGGGCCUCUCACUGUGGGUGCCAUUUCAGAACUCUGCCACAGCAGUUACCAACCUCUACAAAGAGAGUGUGGAGGCACAUCAGCGAAGCUUCGAUCGGGGCAUACAGAUAGGCCAUCAACGGCGUAAUAAGGACAUGUUGGCCUGGGUGAAAAAGCGUCGGAGAACCAUUCGUAGGGAGGAUCUCAUCAGCUUUCUGUGCGGCAAAGCACCACCACACAGGAGUAGCAGGGCCAACCCCCGGCUGGCCAUGGUGGCCCCCAGUCGGGCUAAUUCACCAGCUGAGACCGGCUCAUCUGUGGAAGCAGACCUCCAGCCCUUCAGAGAGGCCAUAGCACUGCAUGGUCUGAGCGGAGCCAUGGCGAGCAUCAGUGUGCGCUCUGGUGCUCCAGGGUCUCCCACACAUGUGAGCGGGAGCAGCAGUAACGGAGGUGGUGCUGGUGGAGGUGGUUCUUCCGGGUCGGGGCCGGUGUGCCGCAGCAGGCGUAAUGGGCUCCAAGACGUCGACCUGAACACUUUCAUCUCAGAGGAGAUGGCACUGCAUCUGGACUCUACAGGCUCUGCCUCUGGAGGGGGAGGAACCAGGAAACGAAACUCCACCCAGUGUAGUGAUGUCAUCACAGACUCCCCUACACACAAACGCAACAGGAUGAUCUGAUCUGCUGCCUGCUUAUGUGUGUGAGGAGGGUGGGGGGGGGGCCUUCAAGCCAAGGCUAGGAGAGGGGGAUGGAUGGGCUUAUGUGGGACCGGUGUGCAGACGGACAGACAGACGUUGGGAUGCCUGGCUGUGCGAAAGAACCCACGGGGACUGAAGGUCUUAGUUCGGUUGAUUCAGAUGUUGAAUGAAUUCUGUUCCUUGUCUCCUUUCCCAUCAUUAUUACUACAAUUCACCGAACACUUGAUGAGUGUGCGUGUGGGUGACCGGGAGGGCUGAACAACAUCACGCACUCCUCGGCCAUCGCUGCCCUUGAAAGGAGACAACGAAGGGAGCCACCAACUCAUCCUGGGACGCAGACAGUUCUCAAAGUGAAAAUGCACUGUGCUGCUCGACAAGUAAAAGCCACUCGAUCCUUGACACGUUUGUGCCCUUCCCUCCCUUAACCUCACCCAUCCUCACCCACCACCUUAAUAAGGAAGUGAGGGCCAUGAUCAAAUCGUCUCACUCAGUGAAUCAAGUCGCUCGCCAAAUGUCGGACCCGACUCUGUCAGAGACUCACCUCUGUGUCAGACAACCACCACCCGUUCUCUCUGUUACGUCAUCAUUGCAGUCCUCGGCUGAUGUUGCCUGUCAGUGGUGGAGCUAAGUGGUCUGGUAGGAGUACAUCUGUGGCAUCACCCUGCCUCACCUGCCGCUUGGAACCAGUUACAUUUCUCUGGCUGCUAGUUAGACGGCAUUUAACCACCAGUAGCAGGCCAUUGAUGUUUGGACAGUUUGACCUUAUUCUCUGCUAACUUCUGUGCUUCAACAGUGGCUUGAUUUAGAUCAGCCAGUUGCCCUUUCUGUUUUUAGUUCUUCACCCACCAGUGUUAAAAUUCUAGGUUUGUUGCCACUGUUUGCAGCAGUGAUAGCCAAGUUAAUUUUGCGUUCUUUCUCCACCUUGUUUUUUGUUGUUGUUUUUAUUGAGGAUAAUGGAAAGGAAAACUUUAUUAUUAUUUUUUUUGUGUAUACAGCUUCUCAGAUGGCCCGUUUGCUCACUGCGGCGCCCUCUCCCCCUUUACCCUAGUCUUAUUAUGAAAGCAGCUGCUGUUUUAUGUGACCUUGUGAUUAUUCUGAUGAGUUGCAAUAAGGAUUUUUGCACUUAGCUUUCACCUCUAACUCAUGCAAACAAAUCGGCUCUUCCAUUGUAUCCCAGUUGUAGCCUUGUCCAACCUAAAAAGGCCCACUUGUGGUCGGUCCACACAUUACUUACCGGUUGGUGCUUAGAAACCAUAAAUACUUUGUCUGAGUAGAAAUGGAGCUCUCACGCACACCGCUGGUUCCAACAACCUCUUGAGUGUUGAUCAAGCGGUGGAGCGUUACUGCGCAUGAGCUCUGCUUGUAUUCAGAGUCCUUCCCCGUCUGACAAAUGAUUUAACUUAUCGGAAGAUAAUCGGUGCUGUAAAGAGGGUAAGUCACAGAAAUGUUCUUACAAAGGUAGCGUUUCUCAACAGAGCCAGCAAACGUGCCAGCCAGUGCACACGAGGCACUGGAUAAAAUUUGGCCAGAGUGUUGGAUCGGGUGUUGGGACACUGUCUGCUUUUCAUAUAAGGGGUGUGUGCAUUAAUAAGACGUGGCUGGGUUUGAUUUUACGUGGUACAGGAUGACGCAACUUGGGGCUUGUUUCAUUCUUAAAAUGGUCGUUGCCUUCCAUCCUUCGAUAAGAGAGUCGAGUAGGAGGCACCGAUAUCACAUGAGUCAGAAAUUUGGGUAUAUUUAGCAGUUGAAGUAAUGUAACUGGUACUGAUUUUUCAGUCUUAAUGAGAGAUUAUUGGAGUUAAAGCUAAACUUGUUUGUCGGUGUAAUAAACUCAAUUGUUGGAAUAUGCUUUCAUUUAGCAUAGGAAGAUAACAAAGUGUGAAUGAUUAAAAAAUCUUGAGUUGUGUAGUUAUGAAACCCAGUAUUUCCAGUAAUUCCCUGCUGUAGUAAUGAUACAGUAAGUUGUGAGUUGGCUGGGAUAUAAACCCCUCAGCUUCACAUGUAAUACCCACCGUAGCUGACUUGUGGGAUGUCCGUGUUUCCUUCUCCCUUUCCACAUUUUUGUUGACUUGUUCACUCCCCCUCACCUUCAUGACCUGGAAAGUGGGUUUUCUUUUGUUGUAUAAAUCAUGCCAGUUUUUAACUUCUGUUACAUUUUGGUCAUGGAUUUCAUUUGUAUGUUAUAGGUUUGCUUUUAUAUUCAUACGCAAUUACUGGCUUGUCGGUGAAAGAAAAGAACCAGGCUGAGAUUCAAUAAUUCUGUCAAAGUGAAUGAAGAGUUCCACAUUUAGGAGUUUAUCCUUGCAUUCAAGUGAAACCACUGAAUUUGAUAAAAUAAUUUGAUAAAACCUGGUAUUGGGAAAGGGAGAUUUGAUUGGCCUAUAGAGAGCCUCUGAAACUGUGAAGGGGGCCCAGCAAGUGCAAAAAAAAAAGUAAAAACGCAAACAACGUCUCAGUCUUGUAAGUUCUGG